UAUGAAUGGGAAAUGAAAAACUUUUCCACAAAAUUCCAUCCCCUAAGCCAAGAAGAGCAAACCCAAGAAAGAAAAGGAGAAGAAAAAGAAAAAGAAAGCAUAGAGGAAGAUAAUCAAUUACAAUUACAAGUAGUAGAAGAAGAAGAAGAUGAAGAUGAUGAUGAAGAAGAAAGAGCCAGAUGUGAGUGGGAUUUUAAUCUCUCCACUAUUGUUUCUUCCGACACAGCCGGAGCGGGGACCGACACCCUCGGAGUAAUCGAGUUCGACCCGUCCGACAGCUUUGUAGCCACCGGCGGUAUUGCGAGAAAGAUCAGAAUUUAUAGUUUAAGCUCUUUGUUGCCUCAUGAAAGUACUACUUCGUUAGACCAUGCCGAUGCAUGUGACUUCUACAUAUGCACUCCUGCAAAGCUUAGCAGCCUGAAAUGGAAACCCGGUUCGGACGGGCGGGUCUUGGGGUCCGGAGACUAUGACGGGGUGGUCAUGGAGUACGAACUUGAGAGAAGAAUGCCCGUUUUCGAGCGGGACGAGCAUGGAGGGCGCCGAGUCUGGAGCGUGGACUAUUCGCGCUGGGAUCCGGUUAUGGGGGCGUCCGGGUCGGACGACGGAACCAUGCAAAUGUGGGAUCCACGUUGCGAGGGUGGGAAAUGCAUGGCCACGGUGCAGCCUAGCGUGCGACGCAGUCCCGUCUGUUGCGUUGAGUUCAAUCCGGUUGGUGGAGCGCUGGUCGCCGUUGGAUGCGCGGACCGGAGGGCGUACGUGUAUGACAUCCGGAAGAUGGUGGACCCGGUUGUUGUUUUUGAUGGGCAUGGUAAAACCGUCACAUACGUCCGAUUUCUGGAUGCCCACACGAUGGCGUCAGCAGGGACUGAUGGGUGUUUGAAGACGUGGAGUAUCAAUGAUGCCCGUGUAAUCCGCACGUAUAAGGGACACGUCAACAACCGGAGCUUUGUCGGGUUGUCAGUGUGGAGGAAUGGCGGGUUACUCGGAUGCGGGUCGGAAAGUAACGAGGUUUUUGUGUAUGAUAGGAGGUGGAGUGAGCCGAUAUGGGUGCAUGGAUUUGAGCCGGUGGCUAGAGCCGGGUAUGACCAAGGGUUUGUCAGUAGCGUGUGCUGGAGGCAAAUUGAAGAGGACAGGUGCACUCUGGUGGCAGGGGGAUCAGAUGGGGUUUUGCAGGUUUUUGCAGGGAAAAGGAAGUAAAUUUGAUGAGAAAUGUGUACGAGUAUCUUACAAUUAAAAUGAUUUGACAGUUAAAAUUAAUAAUUUUUACUGAUUUAAAGGUUGAUUUUUCUGUCACGUCGUUCCAAUUAUAUGACGAACAAAUAACAUGUGUACUAGUAAUGACUUAAUGUCCGGUUCCCUAAACUAUUAAAUUUGGGAAUUUCAAUCACAAAGAGAACAUGCAUGUGUAUGCAAAUAUUUUAUAUAGCACAAAGAGAGAAAGGAGAA
This is a messenger RNA of Corylus avellana, 1446 nucleotides long. It is a transcript of the gene RUP1, whose product is annotated as Transducin/WD40 repeat-like superfamily protein. Lineage: Eukaryota; Viridiplantae; Streptophyta; Magnoliopsida; Fagales; Betulaceae. Gene Ontology annotation, biological process: response to UV-B. The record is from RefSeq and is a predicted model, not a curated record. Gene Ontology annotation, molecular function: protein binding.